Messenger RNA from Pedinophyceae sp. YPF-701, 381 nucleotides. The record is from the annotation of a GenBank genome assembly. NCBI's taxonomy places the organism in Eukaryota, Viridiplantae, Chlorophyta, Pedinophyceae.
AUGAUCGCUGCUCGUGCUUCUUUCGCUGGCAAGGCCGUGGCUGCCCGCCCGGUCGCGGCUCGCCGGGCCGGCCGCGCCUCGGUGAAGGUGAACGCCUACUCCGUGACGCUGAAGACCCCGGACGGCGACCAGACGAUCGAGGUGCCGGAGGACACCUACAUCCUGGACGCCGCUGAGGAGGCCGGCAUCGACCUGCCGUACUCGUGCCGCGCGGGCGCCUGCUCGUCGUGCUGCGGCAAGGUUGCCUCGGGCACGGUCGACCAGAGCGACCAGUCCUUCCUGGACGACGAGCAGAUGGGCAACGGCUUCGUCCUGACGUGCGUGGCCUACGCCACCUCGGACUGCACGAUCGAGACCCACAAGGAGGAGGACCUCUUCUAA